AUGGUUGCGGUCACUGACGCCAAUCGGUCCCCUAUCAUAGGGAUCCUAGCGUUGCUUUUCGCCGUCAUUUCGACAUUAUCUGGGGCUGCACGGCUGGGGAUCAAAUAUGCCAUCACUAGAAAAUUUACGGUAGAUGACCACCUGAUCUCGGUAUCAAUGGCCUUCAGUGUGCUACAGACAAUAUGCAUUACCAUCGCCGCGCGCAAUGGCUAUGGGGAGGCAGAAAGUGCUUCCUCACAAGAGCGAAUUGAUAUAGCUCUGAAGUCUGUUUAUGCCGCAGAAAUGCUAUACGUUGCAAGCUUGAAUUUCUCCAAGCUGAGCGCCCUGGCAUUCAUGACCUUUCUUAUGCAGCGCACCCGCAAGGUUGAAUGGAUACUCAUUGCAUUGAUCAGCGCCUGGGCCGUGGCGGCGGAAUUCGCCGUAGCUUUCCAAUGCGAUCUUCCGCAGCCGUGGAGAUGGAAUCAGAAGAGGUGUUUCAAUCGAGAUGCAUGGUGGAUGGUUUUCGGGGCGUUCAACAUCCUAAGUGAAGUCGCCCUGAUUCUAGUACCUAGUAUGCUCAUACUCCGGAUUCAAAUGGCGGUCCCUAGGAAAAUAGUUGCCAUCGCCUGCUUUCUCACUCGCUUCUUGGUCAUCGUUGCGAUCAUUCUCGAGCUUGUAUAUCGCCAUCAAAACAAUCACGCUCCAGACCCCUUGCUGGCAAUUUGGAAGGCUGCCGUCUGCGUCCAGCUAGUACAGUGUCUGUCAAUUGUCAUGGCCUGCGCUCCGCACCUGAAGCCGUUCAUGGACGGAUUACAGUCCACUGGGCUCCGAUUAUACUACCUUCCAGGCGAGACGUCUGAACGCGGAGAGUACGCUCGCGUGAGCAAAGCGAAGGCUGCUGCACACGAGCUUAGCGGGCACGUUGGGGUAGCCAACAGCACCGCUGUCUCGGCAGGGAGGGAACAGCAGGAUUGGGACGAUACUAUGAGCCACUCCAGCCAGGAUCAUAUCAUUCGAGAGACUAGAACCUGGGUCGUAGAAGAGCAGUAUAACCCGGAUGCUGCGACAAACCGACCGAUGGACAAUGAGUCCAAUGGCAGUCAUGGACUACACGAAUCAAUUAGCCAUUAG
This is a messenger RNA of Aspergillus tubingensis, 1110 nucleotides long. Its product is annotated as demethylmenaquinone methyltransferase family protein. The record is from RefSeq and is a predicted model, not a curated record. Bases 1 to 1110 code for a protein of 369 amino acids. NCBI's taxonomy places the organism in Eukaryota, Fungi, Ascomycota, Eurotiomycetes, Eurotiales, Aspergillaceae. The transcript has 5 exons.